GCUCGAGGCCCCUGCCAGUCCGGUACAGCCGUUCAAGCAUGGAGCAGCAGCAGCAGUGGAAGAUCCAAGUGUCAACGGCGAGCGGGGAGCUACUGGGCUCGAAGCAGACUAGCUGUCAAGGCGACGACUAUUUUUCUUUUAAAGGAAUACCCUACGCUAAGCCGCCAGUUGGUUCACUUAGAUUCCGAGACCCAGAACCUCUGAAACCAUGGACGGGAGUACGCGAGGCUUUCAAUCAUGGUCCGACGAGCGCGCAAUUAGAUCACGCCACAGGUCAAAUCCACGGCUCGGAGGACUGCCUGUACCUCAACGUCUACACUCGCGGUUUGGACGAAGCCGAGAGAAUGCCGGUGAUGCUCUGGAUACACGGAGGUGGCUUCCUCUUCGGUAGCGGUGACGACAUCUCCUUCGGACCGGACUACUUUAUGACCAAACGCGUCGUCCUCGUCACCAUAAACUACAGGCUCGGAGUCUUAGGUUUCCUGAACUUGGAGGACGAGGUGGCGUCGGGCAAUCAGGGUCUCAAGGAUCAAGUAACGGCUUUGAAAUGGGUCAGAGAAAACAUCACCAACUUCGGAGGCGAUCCCGAUAAUGUAACAAUCUUCGGUGCUAGUGCCGGAGCCGCUUCCGUUCAUUACUUGUGCCUGUCUCCGCUGGCGAGAGGUCUCUUUCACAAAGCUAUCUGUCAGAGCGGCGACGCUUUUUGUCCCUGGGCGUCAAAAUCAGAGCCCAUCGAAAGCGUUUACGAGUUCUUGGACCAUCUCGGAUGCAAAGACAGAGAACCAAAAGCUAUUGUAGAGUUUUUGAGAUCCGUUAACUACAAAAAGCUCAUCGAGGCGCAGGAGAAAUUGCUUAACCCUCAGAAAUGGCUGCAAAUGGUUUUCCCUUUCGGUCCAGGAAUAGACGAAAAAUCGGACAACCCGUUUCUACCGGUACCAAUUGCCGUGGCGGCCGAGGAAGGAGUUCAGGUGCCACUUAUGAUCGGCUACAAUAGUUUGGAAGCUAUCUUCUUGCACAGAUUCUUACAAGCCGCUGGUUUAAAAGAGCUGAACGGUGACUUUGACAAGUACAUAGGUCCAACGAUUUCUGAUCAAAUUCGACCGUAUGGCGCGACACUCGCGGAUCUCAAACAGCUGUACUUCAACGGUGAAGACAUAGGCGAGCACAACCUCCGCAAGAUCAUGGAGUUCUGGGGUGACUUAGGGUUCGUCGAGCCUAUCCACAGACUCGUUAGGAUACAGUUUCAUAAUAGUGCAGCUCCGACGUAUCUGUACAAGCUGUCCUUCGAGAAAAACAUUACGUUGACCAAGAAGUCACUGGGUUUUAAUAUUGACGGCGUUAGUCACGGCGACGAGCUGACUUAUCUAUUCAGAUCAAAGGAAUGCGAGGCCGCGAACCUGGAGCAGCUGCAGCCCGGUACUGGCGCCGACAAAGUCAUGAAGCGCAUGAUAGAACUGUGGGUGAACUUUGCGCAGACUGGACGACCGACCCCAGUAAAGUCGGAACUGGUGCCAUACUACUGGCAGCCUCUGGCCAGUCACGUGGUGCUGCGCUACUUGAAUAUAGACGAGGAGCUGCGGAUGGAGAAGAUGCUCAAUAUCGAGCAACGCUACUCUUUCAAGAAGACCUCCCGACAAGUCUACUACUGAGAACGACCAUAAAACUGUGAUUUUAAACUUACUCAAUACAUAAAUAUACAUUCUUAUGCUCCAAACGAA
Molecule: messenger RNA, 1718 nt
Organism: Nasonia vitripennis (jewel wasp)
Lineage: Eukaryota; Metazoa; Arthropoda; Insecta; Hymenoptera; Pteromalidae
Gene: CCE-A5
Product: carboxylesterase clade A, member 5
Exons: 8
Coding region: 39-1649 (536 amino acids)
Source: RefSeq, marked validated